GGUCCAUCCAAUCACUCUGCCUUUUGGACAAGAUGACAACGAUGGAGGUGGCCGACGAGGUCAAGACGCUCGUGGAGACGACGGAGACGCUGGAGCUCGUCACCGUCGAUGGCGCCAAUGACGCCAAGCUCGUGCGCGUCAAGUGCUCGGCGACGGGCCACGAGAUGCCGCCGCGUGUCGACGUCAUCACCGCGCACCUCAACUCCAAGCGCUACAUGAAGGCGACCGAGUGGUAUAGCUUUGACUUUGCGCAGUACGAGCCGUACAUUGUGAGCCACCGGCGCAAGCCCAAGUGCCUCUACUGCAACGUGACGGGCCUCGUCCUCAACAAGAUCCCGUCCGAGAUCGAAAAGCACAUGAAGGGCAAGAAGUUCCUCCGCCUCAAGGAAGACGUCAAGUUCUUGGACGACGCCGAAGCCGACAAGGGCGAUGACGACUUUGACGCCAACAAGUUUGAGUUUUUCAACCGCCAAAUCGUCGACUCGGACGCUGACGACGACGACGACGAGGGAGCUUCGAAGAAGCGCAAGGCCGCGGACGAAGGCAUUGGUGAAGAGUUUUACGAAGGCCUGCCGCCCGUCAGCGACGACGAGGAAGACAACGACGAGGAUGAUGAUGACGAUGACAAUGAGGAGGAGAAAGUAACCAAGAUCGCCACAAAGCCGUCGAUCAAGGCCAAGGCAUCGGCUGCCAAGCCCGCUGCCAAGGGCUUCCAAAAGGUCACGAGCAAGCCCGCGCCCAAGAAAGCCGCCCCUGCCAAGCGCCAGAAGAAGUAAAAGUAAAAAACCUAGUAAUAAGAACUGAGCUCCUAAUCUACUGCGCUACGUGCA
Saprolegnia diclina VS20 is the source of this 830-nucleotide messenger RNA. RefSeq lists its product as hypothetical. Lineage: Eukaryota; Oomycota; Saprolegniomycetes; Saprolegniales; Saprolegniaceae. The record is from RefSeq and is a predicted model, not a curated record. The transcript is spliced from 3 exons. Bases 33 to 776 code for a protein of 247 amino acids.